This is a messenger RNA of Hyla sarda, 3185 nucleotides long. It is a transcript of the gene ADRA1A, whose product is annotated as adrenoceptor alpha 1A. The coding region runs from base 901 to 2319 and encodes 472 amino acids. The record is from RefSeq and is a predicted model, not a curated record. NCBI's taxonomy places the organism in Eukaryota, Metazoa, Chordata, Amphibia, Anura, Hylidae. Gene Ontology annotation, molecular function: alpha1-adrenergic receptor activity. Gene Ontology annotation, biological process: regulation of vasoconstriction; cell-cell signaling; positive regulation of cytosolic calcium ion concentration. The transcript has 3 exons. Gene Ontology annotation, cellular component: membrane.
CUCCCUCUGCUACAUGAAGAGAUGAGUAAAGUUGCAUUCACAUAAUGCGGGUGUAAAUGUGAGGAUCAGUGAGUGAGUCCUGCCAUAGAGGAGUAUGUGCCAUGCAGUCUGCACUACAGGAAUGCUGCUCAGCAAUGGAAGCCUGAGAAGGGACAGGGCACAUCUGGGUGGUGAUGGCAUCAGGCUGGUAAUAAGGUGAAUGUGCAACUGAAUUAUCAUGAGAAGAACACAUUGUCCUAACCAGCAUGCAGUCUAUGAAAUAGUACUGUGGUUAGCAGACAUCAGCUGGGACCCCUCUACAUCAGCAUCUCCAAAAGGAUUGUUUAAGGAUCGAAGUACAUUAAAAUGUGUCUGUGAACUCCAGGAGGACCACCCAUCCAGAGAUUCAUCAGAGUUAUCGGAUAAUAGCACAGUGUUUCUAACCUUUCUACAAAGGAACUUAAAGCAAACUAUAUUUAUAUCUUGUGUAAACCACAAUGGAGCACAUUUAGCUGACUAACUUCUUAAAGGUGUAUGGCCAAAACAGCAACAACGAACAAUUUAACCCAAGGACACUGUUAUAAAAUAAGUGGGAGAUCAGCAGGAACUUCAAUUCCGCCAAAGAAAUGAUGUCCAUUGAAUCCUCCCAACAUCUGUAAUUCAUUUUGCUAAGUGAGAAGAGUCAACAGUAAAAAAAGAAAACAUUGAAAAGUGAGGGUUGCCAUCUUCACAUCAAGAAUAAUUGAUGGGAAUGUAAACACGUUAUUGGCUGAAUUCUACAUUUUACAUGCUCAUCUGUGCCUGGCCGUACAUCGUGGCCAAAAAAUAUAUGCAGAGCUUCUACUUAUAUUAUAAACACGAUUUCUUCUGUCUAACAGUUGAGGACAGAUUUGCUGUAAACAGAUAUCGUUUAUCUUGAUCAUGGUCCUAUUUGAUCAGAAUAACUCAAUCGAGUCCAUCCCUCUCUGUAUAAACUGUACCCAUCAGACAUCGCCCAACAAUAUUUCUAAAUCCAUCAUCACUGGAGUUAUCUUUGGAAUCUUCAUCACUUUUGGAUUACUAGGAAACAUUUUGGUAAUUCUUUCAGUGGCAUGUCAUCGGCAUCUACAGACUGUGACCCAUUAUUUUAUUGUCAACCUGGCUGUUGCAGACCUUCUCUUGAUGUCCAUGGUGCUUCCUUUCUCUGCCACGUUUGAAAUCCAAGGAUAUUGGCUCUUUGGCCGCAUCUUCUGUAAUAUAUGGGCAGCUGUUGAUGUCCUUUGUUGCACAGCUUCAAUUAUGAGCCUAUGUGUCAUAUCUAUAGACCGCUACAUUGGUGUUAGUUACCCACUGAGAUACCCCAGUAUUAUGACUGAAAAGCGAGGUGUUCUUGCCCUCCUUUGUAUAUGGGUUUUGUCCCUUGUAAUCUCAAUUGGACCCCUAUUUGGCUGGAAAGAACCAGCACCAGAAGAUGAAACAAUCUGUGAAAUCACUGAAGAGCCAGGCUACGUUCUUUUCUCAGCUUUUGGAUCCUUCUAUCUUCCCCUCACCAUCAUCCUCAUCAUGUAUUUUAGGGUCUAUGUUGUGGCUAAAAGGGAGGGAAAAGUUCUCAAUUCUGGAAUGAAAUGUGAAAAAUCAGAUUCUGAAGAGGUAACCUUGAGGAUUCAUCGGAAGAGCACUCCAGAUAAAUGCAGUGGAAAUACCAAUUCCAGUGCAAAGCAUAAGACUCACUUCUCAGUGCGCCUUCUCAAAUUUUCUAGGGAAAAGAAAGCAGCAAAGACAUUGGGAAUCGUAGUAGGAUGUUUUGUCCUGUGCUGGUUGCCAUUUUUUUUGGCAAUGCCUAUAGGCUCCCUGUACCCUCCAGCCAAACCAUCCGUAACUAUCUUCAAAAUAACCUUUUGGCUAGGUUAUUUUAACAGCUGUAUCAACCCAGUUAUCUACCCGUGUUCCAGCCGUGAGUUUAGGAAGGCCUUCCAGAACAUUCUGCAUGGCCGCUGCUCCCAUAGGAGACAGGCUUCAAGUAAGUAUUCCUCAGGAUACACCCUGAGCAGUCCUGUCCAUCGCAGUCCGGAAGAGCAAAGAAAUGUGGUGAGAAUCCCAGUUGGUUCUGGAGAGACUUUCUAUAGGAUCACAAAGUCUGAUGGAGUCUGUGAAUGGAAAUACUUUUCUCCAGUACCAAGCCCAUCCUCUCCAUAUGGGCCACCAAAGGACUUCUCGAACUGUUCAACUGCCAGGGUGAGCAGUAAGUCGAUUUUACGGACCUGCUGUUGCAUUGGCACAGAGCAAAUACGCACGUGUCAUAAUAUUCCUACAAUUAAAAUCCAUACAAUCUCCACGGGUGAAAAUGGAGAGCCUGUCUGAGUGUAGGAGGACAAAACUAUUGUAGUAAACUUUAUGACUCGAAGACUUGUGCUGCAUGUGGAAUGGGAGUGACCACGCAUUUCUGUUCAUUAUGAAUGUGCAAGUUCACAGGUUCCUGUCAGCACCAUUUACAUUCCAAUGUACCUGAGCCUCAUUUUAUUCCUCGAUUCAACAACUUUUUUUACUCUCAACAUUUUGAACCUCGUCUCUUGAUGAACAAUGCUGCUAUGACUGCACCUCGGAUAUGGAUGCAUGGAAUACAAACUUGCUUAAAAAGCCUCCAUGGUGCUAUGUAAAUCCAAAAUAAAGUCAUCUGGAAAUGGCGAAUGAAACAAAUUGCCUAAUGUCGUACUAUUUAUGUCCGAUGAGGGUUUAUGCAGAAUCGACAUGUGCUGUGCACUCAGUGCAGGUGGGGAACAUCCAGAUCUAGCUUUGGAUGAAUGAGUUUCCAUCUGCAUUCACUUGCAAUAAACACAACUACAAACAAUAGUGUCAUUGGUUAUUUCAGCCAAAUUUGUGUACUCUCAGCCUCACGCAGUUGUCAUUACGAGUAGCUGAGUUGUUAGAGAGACAAUACAGUUCAUCAUUUAGACUUUUUCUAACUUGUCUUUAUAAAGGAGCACAUAGACAAAUCUAUUUCCAUGAAAACUGUAUUUCCAUAAAGAGCAAAGAAGUUACUAACAUAAUAAACCAUAAGAAAGGUUAUUAAGAUUGAAGAGAAUACAAUUCAAAUUUAAACCAGGUGCAGGUAAAAUAGAAAGAGUUCAUACAUACAGCUGUAUGACAGCUUUGUUUUAUAUUAUCAUAGGUAAAGAAAAAACGGGGUUCUUCCAUACUUAAAAUGACACAAUUGCACAGGACUUUCA